This is a messenger RNA of Jaminaea rosea, 1103 nucleotides long. RefSeq lists its product as hypothetical. The record is from RefSeq and is a predicted model, not a curated record. Lineage: Eukaryota; Fungi; Basidiomycota; Exobasidiomycetes; Microstromatales. The coding region runs from base 191 to 760 and encodes 189 amino acids. The transcript has a single exon.
AGUCGAGGGGCGACUGAGCCGAGAUGAGGGCUGGCCAAGCACGCGACGAUUCCCCCCUCCUCCCCAGCGGGUGCAAUACAAUGUAAAGCCGCUCACGAGGAUGUAGUGAGAGAUGAUAGCUCAACGUUCAGCCAGAUGAUGCUACUCGUCAUGACGCGGGCAUCUUUCUCACCUCCCACCCUAGAGCAUCAUGACAGACCCCAUCGAGAUCAGCUCCUCCGACGAGGCCCGCCCACCUCGCGACACCCGCAAGACGCUCGGGAAAGGCCACCCUUCCUCCGCCUCACUACGAGCAGCCAUGUCCUCGUCGUCUGAGCCUCGAAUUCGAGGCAAGCGUGCUGCACCCAAGAAUCCCAGGUCUGCCUCCUCGUCCACCUCCUCCUCCUCCUCGGCGGCCCCUCCCGCUGUCAAGAAGCGUAAGCGCGACCCAAGCUACGAUUCCGACGUGGACGAAAAGAAGCCAAAGCCCAAGGGGGCUAGUCGUCGCAAGCUUACCCUCUUCGAGCCCUGGGAGGAUGCUGUCUUCAUCGAUUCGGUGCUCACACAGUACUCGACGGAGCAUCUUGUGAGCAUGAACAACAUCGUGCAAGCUACUCUCAGCGAGCUGACAGUGCGUGAGAGGGCCCUUCCUUUGCCACGCCAGGCCAUCUUCAACGAGAUCAACAAGCAACGCCUUGAGAGAGGGCUGCCUUUGAGGGACGAGGUGAAGCAGGUGGGUACGCAGGUGCCUCAGCAAGCUCAGUCUGGUGCCUCCAGCUGAUCAGCCCCACCUGGUACGCGCCGCGCCGCGCCUAGAUCAAUGACCACUGGAACAAGAGCGUGAAGCGUAGGAUCCUAGCUAUCGGGAAGGGUGAUUGACGAGGCGGGAUGGAAACUGGUCACCUCGCAGGCUGUGAUCUAGUCGAAUCGGGUCAUCAUUGUCGAGUCAAAAAACCAAGAAUACAGUGCACUCCUCCCACAUCGCAUCGCAUCGCAUCGCAUCGCUCCACCUUAAAGACGCGCCGGCGCAGCAUUGUCGUCGAGGAAGGGCGUCAGGUCGGUCGUCAAGAACUCGCUGGGUACCUUUGCCCUGACCUGCUCAGCGAGGUAUCGCUUGGCGGUGU